AUGGGUUUCUUCUCUUUCUCUCAAACCCUUCCUCCAUGGCUUCUCACAAUCACCCUCCUAACCCUCCCUCUUCUCUUCACCCUCUUUACCCUUCUUACCAAACAGAACAAAUACACAGCCAAACUCCCUCCAAGCCCUAGAAAGCUUCCCAUCAUAGGCAACCUCCACCAAGUUGGUGAAAUCCCUCACUACACAUUCUGGAAACUAUCACAAAAACUUGGACCCAUCAUGCUUCUUCAACUAGGUCAAGUUCCAACCCUAGUGGUCUCAACCCCAGAACUAGCUAAAGAGGUCCUAAAAACCCAUGACCUAGAUUGUUGCACUAGGCCUCUCUCUCGUGGCCAAAGAAAACUCUCCUACAACUUUCUUGACCUAGCCUUUUCUCCAUAUGGAGAGUACUGGAGAGAGAUGAGAAAGCUGUGUGUCAUAGAACUCUUCACUGCCAAAAGGGUUCAAUCAUUUUGGCAUGUUAGGGAAUCAGAGGUUGAGCACUUGAUUUCCACCAUAGCCAAAUCGGCUCCGAACCCGGUUGAUCUAAGUGACAUGAUAUUCUCUGUCACGAACAAUGUGAUUGGGAAGAUAGCUUUUGGGACGAGUCAUAGAGGGAACCAAUUCGAGUACGGUAAAUUGAAAGAUAUAAUUGACGAUGCCAUGACUUUGCUCAGUGGUUUUUCACCGUCGGACUUUUUUCCUGGAGUUGGCUCGGUGCUGGAUUUGGCUACGGGGCUUCAAUGGAAGCUUGAAAGGUGUUUUAAGAAUCUUGAUACGUUUUUUCAGAAGGUUCUGGAAGAACAUCUUGAUCCUACUAGGCCCAAGCCGAAGCAUGAAGACAUCAUUGAUGUCAUGCUUGGUUUGUCUAAGGAUCGGACCACUGUUCUCCAUCUAGCUAAAGAUCAUAUGAAGGCUGUCCUCUUGGUAUGGUAUUUCUAA
Messenger RNA from Camellia sinensis, 930 nucleotides. NCBI's taxonomy places the organism in Eukaryota, Viridiplantae, Streptophyta, Magnoliopsida, Ericales, Theaceae. The record is from RefSeq and is a predicted model, not a curated record.